AUGUCCAGCUUCAUUACAUUUUCAUCCCAAGCCGGCGUGAAAAGAUAUUCUUUUCAAAAAUCGGAUUUUUGCAAUAAGUCAAAGGAAUUUGGGAGAUAUCUUCUCCCUAAUGCCAUCUAUAAUUGCUUGAAUCGACCUUCCACACAGUUUCUUUUCUUAGUAAUGAUAUUACAAUUCUUGUUUCCAUAUUCAAUACAUGUAAGCGUUACAAUUAUCUCAUUAUUGUUCUCCUUCUCCACAUCAAUAAUAAUCGAUGUAAUUCGUUAUUAUAAAAAUAAACAAUACAAGAAACGCAUGACUGGAAGAAAGGUUUUAGUAUUAGAAAACGAUCAAUGGAUAUCAAAAUCAUGGUCAGAUCUCAAUAUUGGCGAUAUAAUUAAAUUACAAAACGGUGAUUAUGCGCCAGCUGAUCUUAUAAUAUUGAAUACUGCUGAUAAUCAACAGUGUUCAAUCGAAUUAUACUUAAUUGAUGGCUCUCCUCAGUGGCAGCCAAGAACUCCGAUAAAUUUUACAACAGAUAUCAAAGAAAAUCCAAAUUUUCUCCUGCAUAGCAUUCGAGUAGAGCAUUACGAAGAACAAUUUGUUCCUAUUUCUGAAUUUAAUACGAAAUACAAUUUUUUUGCAAAAUUGGAUUUCAACAAAAUAACAUACGAUGUAAAUAAUACAAAUUUCGUCGAAAGAUACUCUGCAUUUUACCAUAAAGGAGAAAUCAUUUGCGGUGUUGUUUUUACAGAAUCAGAUUGUUUAUCCAAUUAUUCAAUGCACACUCAAUAUAAAACAUCUCGAUUUGAGAAAGAACUCAACAAGCUAACAACAUGGCAAAUCUAUUUUCUCAUUUGUUUUGCAUUUUUGAUAACAAUUUUUACAGAUUUUUAUCAAUCUCAAUUUGGUAUCUUUUCUGCAUCAGAUCUACAAAUAUUUUUACUGUUUGCUGAUCAUUUUUCUUAUUACAUCAUUCUUUUAUCCCCUUUAAUUUCGAUACAAAUUUUCACUGUUCUGGAUCUCAUAAUUUUAUUGAAUUCUCAGAUCAUCCAGACACAUUAUGAACGAGCCUCCAUAUUCAGUAUUGAUUCUUUGAGUGAAUCAACAAAUAUUAGUUCAAUAAUCACUUCAAAAUCGAUGAUUUUAGAGCGAAAACCAUGUUUGAAGAGGAUAUUUCUUAAUAAUACAAUAUACGGAACAGAUAUUACUGCUAAAUUACUGUCAAGAAACAUCGAAAACGAUAUUUUACAAAAUAAACCACUGAUGAAAGACUUUUACGACCAAAACCUUGUCAUGAGUCAAGAUAAUGUUAUGUUCUUCCAUCAUAUAUCACUUUGCCACUCCGCUUCCAUUGUUGGAAGCAAAAACAAUUUUAAUUACAUUUCUAGAUUUCCAGAUGACGAACAAUUACUUAAACUUGCAGCUAAUUCAGGUUAUUUGCUUGUAGGAAGAACACCAAACGAAAGUAAAGUCCUUAUAAAUGACAAGACACAUACUUUCAAGACUAAAAAAAUAUUUCACAGCUGUGUGAGACAUCCAAGAAUUUCCAUUAUAAUUGAAGAUGAAAACGGUAACUUGAUUUUGCUUUCGAGAGGUGUUUAUAAGGUUAUGCUUAAUACUGUGAAAAAUAUUGAACAGUAUUCACAUGUAUACGAUUCAUUCCAUGAAAACGGGCUUCAUGUUGAAGUUUGUUCAUAUAAAUUUUUGACACAGCGAGAAUUAAAUAAUUUCGAACAAAAAAUUGAUUCACUUGGAGAAGGGAACAGUGAAUUUGAGUUUGCAUUUAUCGAAGCAUUAGAAUCACAGAGUACUUUUAUAUCCAUGCUUGGUUUCGAAGAUGUUCCAAGAGAUGGUUGUUUGUUAUUCCUUUCUCGCUGCAAAAAAGCAUUUAAUCAAAUUAUUAUUAGUUCUCAAUCGAAAGGAACAUCAUUAAUCAUCACGGAAAUAUCAUUGGGAUUACUAGAAAAGCCUAUUGUAGGAACAAUAAAAGGCAAUAUUCCAGAAGAUGUUGAUAUUUCCAUCUCUUAUAUAAUGGAGAAUUCAAAUUACGAUGUUUUGAUUAUCACAGGAAAUGCAAUUGUGCAUAUCAAGUUUCAGAGAUAA
Molecule: messenger RNA, 2085 nt
Organism: Trichomonas vaginalis G3
Lineage: Eukaryota; Parabasalia; Trichomonadida; Trichomonadidae
Product: phospholipid-translocating ATPase protein
Exons: 1
Coding region: 1-2085 (694 amino acids)
Biological process (GO): phospholipid translocation
Cellular component (GO): plasma membrane
Molecular function (GO): nucleotide binding; ATPase-coupled intramembrane lipid carrier activity
Source: RefSeq, a predicted model, not a curated record